UCUUUUAUUCAAAUGCGUCCCUUUAUACUUUCUAGCAUUGCUCUUUCUUUAGUUCAAUGCGUAUUUGCUGUUGAACAACCCACAACAGAUGGUUUAUCAAACCCACCUGGAGUGACUGGCAAUGUUCACUAUGCUAAUUUAUUAAAUGUCUCUAUGUGGUUUUAUGAAGCACAACGAAGUGGUUAUUUGCCUGCCAAUAACCGUGUGCCAUGGCGUUCUAAUUCUGGUCUGCAAGAUGGAAGCGAUAACAAUGUUAACUUGACGGGUGGCUAUUAUGAUGCUGGUGACUAUCUCAAGUUCUCUUUACCACUGGCUUAUUCAUUGUCAAGUCUUGCUUGGGGUGCCAGUACUUGGUUUGAUGGUUAUCAAAAAGCCAAUCAAGUAGGCUAUUUACGAGACACAAUCAAAUGGGGUACCGAUUGGCUCAUUCAGGCACACCCAAACAAUGACACCUUCUAUGUUCAAGUAGGUGAUGGUGAUAUCGACAACAAUUAUUGGGGACCCGACACUGGCAUCCCAACACCUCGUCCUUCUUAUCAAGUCAAUCGAACUGCCGUAGGAACAGAUGCCGUUGCCAUUUCUGCUGCAGCACUUGCAUCAGCCUCAUACUUAUUUAGAAACUAUAUCAACGAUACAGACUAUGCCAACACGCUCUUGACUUCUGCUACCUCUCUUUUCAACUUGGCCGAUACCGCUCAGCCUCGCAACGUCUAUACCAAUGCUAUCCCCGCCAUUGCCGAAUUUUACAACACCAACAAUUAUACCAGCCAAUUAACGUAUGCCGCUCUUUGGAUGUAUAAAGCCACGAACAACGUGACCUAUCGUACCAUGGCCUCUGACUAUUUUGACGCUUUUAAGCUCGAUCAUAGUCAAAUUACCGUCAUGGACUGGUCUGAUCAGACCAAUGCUGUGUUUGUGCUGGGUGCCGAAGUCGAUGCCACCAAUCCUAAAUACGCUACAGCUGCCAAGAAAGUCUUGGAUGCAAUCACGACCAGUGGCUCAGGUUCCCCAUGCACAUUUACCAAUGGUGGCUUGUUGUGGUGUGAUGGCUACAGUACCGAGAAUUCCUUGAUUCCUGCUCAAGACAUGGCCUUGUUGGCUCUGCUCUACAGUCGACUCGAUAGCUCGAAAUCCGAUAGCUACACUCAAUUUGCCUUGAACCAAAUCAACUAUUUGCUCGGCAACAAUUACAUGAACACACCUUAUGUCUGUGGUAUUCACAAGAAUUCGCCUCGUAAUCCUCACCAUGCAGGUGCUUCAGGCGGUACGGAUAUAGGCAACAUCAAUGGUUCUCCUGCUGAAGAAACCCAUAUCUUAUAUGGCGCCAUUAUCGGUGGUCCCGAUAAGCAAGAUAAAUUCUAUGAUAUCCGUGAUGAUUACUCACAAACAGAAGUUGCCUUGGACUACAAUGCACCCUUUCAGGGUUUGGUUGCUUAUCAAAUCAGUACCAACGCUGCUGAUCCUCCUUAUGUGACCAUUACGGCCGAUAGACCUAGUGUGUCUCGUUCAAGUGGUAUUCCUCACUGGCUUAUUGCUGUUAUUGUGAUUUGUGUGGUGUUUGUGAUAGCCCUUGUGAGCUAUGUUCUUUAUUGGAAGCGUGUUUGGUGCUUUAACCGAGGUUACAACAAGGCCUAAAUUUGUAAUAAUAAAUCAUGUAGAGAGUUAUUUUUAUUUUAUUGCUAUGGUGUAACACAACAAAAAGAAAUCUAAAAUAAGGUGAUAAAGUACAGUCUUUUUAUUUUAUUU
This is a messenger RNA of Gilbertella persicaria, 1746 nucleotides long. Its product is annotated as Six-hairpin glycosidase-like protein. The coding region runs from base 13 to 1635 and encodes 540 amino acids. Gene Ontology annotation, biological process: carbohydrate metabolic process. The transcript has 4 exons. The record is from RefSeq and is a predicted model, not a curated record. NCBI's taxonomy places the organism in Eukaryota, Fungi, Mucoromycota, Mucoromycetes, Mucorales, Choanephoraceae. Gene Ontology annotation, molecular function: hydrolase activity, hydrolyzing O-glycosyl compounds.